AUGCGGCGUUUAUCGGCAGUGGUUUUGGCGUUCGCCAUCGUUUUCCUCUGUCUGGCCAUCGCUCUACCCGAGUGGCAAUGUGGCGGGCUAUUCGACUCCUGUACUCGCGGGGGUGGCAGCAGCCGGACCCUCAUGAUUGCGGUGACUGCCCUCCUCAUCAUUGGAACAGCCCUUCUAGCAAUCGUCUUCAUCAUGGACCUGGUCAGUUUGUGCUCCACAGUCACCACAGCCGAUGAAAUCAUCGCCCGCUUCGUCAUGCUCUACAUCGGUGCCUCUCUCACGCUGGUCGCGGUGAUUGUCUAUACUGUGCAGACUCACCAGAAGUGGUCCUACUUCCUCGCUGUUGUCGGAACCAUCUUCGCAACUCAGGUGGCUAUUCUCGCCACCAUGAUGUCGCGUUGUAGGAGCCGCACUGUAGUUGUUCGCUGA
Molecule: messenger RNA, 429 nt
Organism: Spirometra erinaceieuropaei
Lineage: Eukaryota; Metazoa; Platyhelminthes; Cestoda; Diphyllobothriidea; Diphyllobothriidae
Source: the annotation of a GenBank genome assembly